ACCUCCCUAUAGCUAAUUUCAAAACAGACAGACAGUCGACUUUAAAUAUUGGAGUCCAAGUCACCGGUCAGGUAGGAUCUCACAAUGAUGCAGUCCGUGCUUGGUUCGAUUCUUGUCCUCGUCGUCGGGGUUACAUUCGCUCAGUUUCCAUCUCGAUGUAUGUCUCCGCAAGAAAUGCAGUUUGGAAUGACUAUAACCGACCAUGUGAAGAACACGAUAACUUUGUACACAGUGGAAUAUGAUGCACCCAAUGAGCGAGUCGCUUUCAUGGAGACAGGCGUCUUCUCAACCAGUCGACAACUGCACACACAGAUCUACCUGUACAGAGAGAGGACGAUGUACGACAUAAACCUGGCGACGAAGGAGUGCACCAAACAAACUCUGGACAUGCCGUUCCGUCCGUACAGCAUUCCGGCCAACGCCACGUUCAUAUCCGACCUUACUGUGGGCGAUCCAUGGGAGGAGGUGUUUGCACAGUCCUGGUCAGAAAUAGAUGGUGCCCUUUGGAUUGGUAUGUUCAGCUUCAAGAAGUGCAUUCCGAUCAGACAGCAUCAUUUCGACGCCGGGACAUUUAUCGAAGGAUCGACAAUGGACUUCUUUGACGUUGUGACUGGCAUCUACAACCCCGGCGCAUUCACCCCACCAGCAGAGUGCAACAAAUAGAUAACUCAUCUACAACCCCGGCGCAUUCACCCCACCAGCAGAGUGCAACAAAUAGAUAACUCAUCCUAAACUCAAUGGCUUGAAUCUAGAUAUAAUUAUGUCGGGUGUCUGCAUAGCUACAACCCUGCGGAGUACUGGUUUUACUGAUAGUCAGUAAAAGUUCUAUCCGUAUAGCAUUGCAGAGUUUUGUGUCUGUUGACAUUUCUUUGUAUAUCAGGUGACAACGCCCCCCCCCCCCCCCCCCUCCGCCCCGAAAAAACAAAACAAACAAAAGCAACAGCAACAACAACACCCCCUCAACAAAACAAAACACCCCCCCCCCCCCCAAACAAACAAACAAACAACAAAAACCCAAACAAAACCGUAUAGAAAAAACGCUACGAUAACCCUACUGAAUAUGGAAUGAUUUUUCAAAUAUGGGGACUGUAACUUUGAUAUCACACACCCAUUACAAUAUAGAUAUUUGCCACUUUCAGCAUAGAUUCAGAACUGUUUGUCAAACAAUGCGACGCGAAAAAGCUAAUUCAAAGCUUUUACUUUUGUUGAAUAAAAAUAAUUGUGUCGGGUCUCUAUGUACCUCCAGCGUUAACCCUGCAUAGUGUUUUACUAAUAUGGAAAAACAAAUAAUUGUAUUGAGUCUCUGUUUAUCUACGUUAACCCUGCAUAGUAUGUUACUAAUAUUGAAUAAAGAUAAUUAAUAUACAUCGGGUAUCGGUACAUUGUUGACGAUAUAUAAUUUUAUCGAGUCCUUGCAUAUCUACAACUUUUUAUUAAUGUUGAAUAAGAUACUUGUACGAGGAUUUUGUUUAUAUCUACAACCAUGCCGAGUUUCUACUGAUGUUCAAUAAAGAUAACUGUAUCGAGUAGGGUGUAUAUGAACACCAAGUAUAAUUGUUUUAUAUCUACAACCAUGCCGAGUUUCUACUGAUGUUCAAUAAACAUAACUAUAUCGAGUAGGGUGUAUAUGAACAACCAAGAAUAAUUGUUUUAUAUCUACAAACAUGCCGAGUUUCUACUGAUGUUCAAUAAAGAUAACUGUAUCGGGUAGGGUGUAUGCGAACAACCAAGUAUAAUUGUUUUUACUACUGUUGAAUAAAGAUAAUUCCACACA
Molecule: messenger RNA, 1774 nt
Organism: Gigantopelta aegis
Lineage: Eukaryota; Metazoa; Mollusca; Gastropoda; Neomphalida; Peltospiridae
Product: mammalian ependymin-related protein 1-like
Exons: 4
Coding region: 85-663 (192 amino acids)
Biological process (GO): cell-matrix adhesion
Cellular component (GO): extracellular region; lysosome
Molecular function (GO): calcium ion binding
Source: RefSeq, a predicted model, not a curated record